Messenger RNA from Musca vetustissima, 623 nucleotides. RefSeq names its product collagen alpha-1(XVIII) chain-like. The record is from RefSeq and is a predicted model, not a curated record. Lineage: Eukaryota; Metazoa; Arthropoda; Insecta; Diptera; Muscidae. The annotation marks the transcript as partial. The transcript has 2 exons.
GCAGGAACAUGUUGUUACUACUAUUAAUUGUGUUUACUUUGGGAAGAACACAGACCAUUGAACUGACUGGCCAAGCUAUUAAAGAUGCCAUUGCCGAAUACGAUUUGCUGGCCAUGAUUAAUGAAAACUUAAAUGGCAUCGAAUUUGAUUAUGCCGAGGAUGGUUUUCCAGCUUAUAAAAUUCUACAAAUAGCCGAUAUUAAAUCACCAUACCGCAUGAUUUUACCCGAAAAAUUAAAUGCCUUUGCCGUGCAGACGACAUUUCAGACCACCUCACCAAAGGGUGGCUAUCUCUUCAGUGUUGUGGAUCCUCUAGAUACGGUUGUGCAAUUUGGUGUGCACUUUUCUCCAGUUAUCAAGGAUUCAUGGAAUGUAUCAUUACUCUAUACCGAUGCCAAUACAAGUCCAAUUAGUAAACGUUUGGUUACCUAUCACUUGCCAUACGAACCAAAGAAAUGGAUCAAAUUAGCAUUUAAAGUUAUGAGCGACAAAGUAGUUUUCUACUACAAUUGCGAAGAGAAGGAAACGACGCCGAUUGUACGGGAUCCAUUAGAACUGGUAUUUGCAUCCUCGUCUACUUUGUAUUUAGCUCAGGCUGGUCCAAAACUAGGUGGCAACAUGGAG